This is a messenger RNA of Abrus precatorius (Indian licorice), 891 nucleotides long. RefSeq lists its product as uncharacterized. Lineage: Eukaryota; Viridiplantae; Streptophyta; Magnoliopsida; Fabales; Fabaceae. The transcript is spliced from 9 exons. The coding region runs from base 1 to 891 and encodes 296 amino acids. The record is from RefSeq and is a predicted model, not a curated record.
AUGGCUCUAUCUUUUCUUCAAUCUGUGUUUCCACGCGUUUCCCUAUCCAAGGGAUGCCUUCCGAAGUUAGCUGCAGAGGAGCAUUCAAUUUUUAAACCUGAUUACUUUAACAAAUGGUAUCAUCCUCUUGAAGAAGUUACAAUUUCUAGGGAUGAUGAGCCUGCUAGACUCUCUCCUGCUCAAAUAGCAAGAACAACGUUAGAGGCUAAUAAAUACGCUCUGUUAGUAUUUCCUGGAGCUGUACACCGUCAACCACAUCACGACGUUUCAUGGGGAGAGUAUCGAUACCUCAUUGAUGAUUAUGGAGAUCCUGCAGCAGAAGAUAAUCUCGUGAAUGUUUUGAUUGGAAUGGAUAUGAGGACUGUCAGUGAAUUCGACGAUGAUAACCAGGUACAAGAAACAGGUAAUAUCCCGGAGAAUUGGGGAUUGUCAAGUAGUACAAGCUCAGUUCAUCCACUCUUUUUUUCAGAGUGCUUAACAAGGGCUGUCUACGUGGACCACGUUAAAAGAAUGAACCAUCCUUCCAAUGUUGUUUCUAUUAGAGGGAACCUUAGACGAGCUUUAGCUUUUGAAGAGGAUUUUCUGUGGAUUCAUGUUGAGGAUGGUGAUGACAGAGACACUAGUUUCACAUUCUAUCGGUAUGAUAUUAAGGAGGAGGAGUUUCUAUAUGCUGAACCUGAUAUUUUUGUAAAAACUUCGGCAAUUUUGGAGCGCUUCAACCCAAAGUGGAACGAUGCUUUUAAAGCUCUUUGCAAAAGGAAAGGUCUUGACGCUGAGGAAGCUUACUUGAUUGGGGUUGACAGCCUAGGCAUAGAUGUUAGAAUUCUUACAAGUGCAGAAGUAAAAACCCAUCGCUUUCCAUUCAAAGUCCAGGCCACAUUGAGUAUAUGA